GAAAAAUGCCUAUAAAUCUAUGAACGAAAAUAUCCCCAUAAGGCUAGAUACCCAAGAACCCACAGAGUGCACUAACCGGGUAGAUCAAUGAAAGAAACGCACUAAUCUGCUUUUCGUGUGUGUCUUGGCAAAUCCCCAAAAGAGGAUCCUAUGACUAAUGUAACACCAUAAUAGUUUAUCCAGAACCUGUGCUGGAUUUCCAGUUUCAAGUGCAACAAGAGAUUCAAAAUAAUAAAACAAUAAAUAAGAGCAUGUAGGGAUUGAAUGUUCAAGGUGGUUCUCUGAACACGAACCAUCAAUCGAGGGACAUCGCAUCCCUUCAAACACUCCACAGCAGUGAGUAUUAAAUGACGAGGAAAGUUCAAAAGAGAGCUAAAAUAUCUUACCAUUUGUAAUAACAUCUGUGAAGGAAAUUGCUGAAGGGUGAAGCUUUCUACAGGAAACCCUUUUCACAGAAGGGAAAAUACUCCAGUGCACAUGCAAUUUGUUUGGUAUGCGUCAUUUGGUACGGCACAACAUCGCAGCAUUUCAUUGAAAAUUUCUGAGUGUAAGAUGACGAAGCAAUUUUUAAUGUUUCCGAGGGUUUGUUUAUGAGUAAGAGCAGCUGUUCUCAGAGAGGAGUACGGGGAAUUACAAUUACAGUCCAACCAUUAUCAAAGUUUAUUAUACACAUUUAAAUAAUACACAUGAAAUAAAUUUGUAUUGACUUUAUUUCACAGUAUAAAGGGUCACUGGUUACAGAAGGAUUAGCGAAUAGUAUUAGACAAUGGUAUUAGGGUAAUAAUGAAUAAUAUGUAGAGCUUUCUUUACAAGUCAUGUUUAUUUAAAAAUAAUAAUUGGGUGCAUUGAUAUGAAACCCUUUUUUUCCCUUGCAGAGUGCCAAUGCUCUUAAUCAUUUUAAGAUGAAGUUAUGGAAGUGUGUUGCCAUCGUCUUGAUGCUCUGCGGUGCUGCACUCUCCGUCUUCCUCUCUAGAAUUCUGCUUUCCUCCAAAGCACAUGUUCUUCCUCACUUUGAGCAUUCAUCUUCCUUAUUAACAUCAUCAGCAUCAGCAUCUGCAGCAUCAAUGUCUUCAAACAUCUCCUCAUCUGGGACUAGGGGGAAGUUUCGGAGGGUCAGAUCGGCAAAUGGGGACAACUCGGCCAUCUCGGAUUUCAUGCACCUAUUCCAGAGUUUCACGGAGGGUGAGUUGAAACAGGUCAUCGGCACGCUGGUGCAGAGGAAAGCUCAAAGGGAUGCUAAACUGGGUAAAAGAACUAAGCGGGCCAAGAAGGGUACCAAGCCAUGUUCACUGACAGACAAGGAGGUCACGGUAAGCCAACUGGGCUUGGGCUACGUCAGCGACGAAGUUAUCCUUUUCCGGUACUGCAGUGGCAAAUGCGUGGCCAGUCGCCGCAACUACGACCUGGCGCUGGCGAAGCUGAAAGGUCAGCGUUUGUUGACUAGAGAGAACGUGGACAGGGCUCGGCACAGCCCAUGCUGCCGGCCCACGGCCUAUGAAGAGAUUACCUUCCUGGACAACCACAGCCACUACCACACCAUCCAUGAGGUUUCUGCACUGAAGUGUGCUUGUGUAUGA
Molecule: messenger RNA, 1577 nt
Organism: Ictalurus furcatus (blue catfish)
Lineage: Eukaryota; Metazoa; Chordata; Actinopteri; Siluriformes; Ictaluridae
Gene: nrtn
Product: neurturin
Exons: 2
Coding region: 903-1577 (224 amino acids)
Molecular function (GO): glial cell-derived neurotrophic factor receptor binding; growth factor activity; receptor tyrosine kinase binding
Source: RefSeq, a predicted model, not a curated record